Drosophila novamexicana is the source of this 2302-nucleotide messenger RNA. RefSeq lists its product as uncharacterized. The record is from RefSeq and is a predicted model, not a curated record. The transcript is spliced from 4 exons. The coding region runs from base 139 to 2028 and encodes 629 amino acids. Lineage: Eukaryota; Metazoa; Arthropoda; Insecta; Diptera; Drosophilidae.
UGCGAUUACAGUGCUGUUAAACGUAUGCGUAGAAGUUGGUAAAUUUGUUUGUUGCGUGUUUUCUUUGCUCAAGUUGUGUUUUAAUUUCAAUUGCUUAGUGGUGGUGUUCUGUUAAAAAAUGCUCACAUAAAAGUAUUUAUGUUAAGCGAUUUUAAAAUGAACAAAUACCUUAACUUCAUCUGCCUCUUAGGCGUCUUGAGCGUGGGGCACGCACAAUUCAAUGAGCUGGAGCAGCGCAACUGCAUUAUACCCAAGAUCCUGCAGGGCUCGUGGUUCUCAUGGGAGGUCGGCUUGCCCACCCAAACGAUCAUCGAUGCGACCUCCAUGUCCACGCGUGGCUAUUGCAUCAACUACCAGAAACACCGCGGCGAUGAGUACUCGUUUGUGUUCAAGGAGCGCUCCGUUAACUGUUAUCACUGCGUGCGUACGAUAAUACGCACAUUGAACAUAUUCGAGAAAUUCGAGGGACCAUGUGUGGGCUUGCCUCCUGGCCAGGAGCCCACCGUUGAAAACGUCUGCAAGGGCAUCAAAGAUGAUCAGCAGCAGAUUACGCUGUUCAAUGAAAACUAUGUGCCAAUCAAUUGUCGCUCGUCGCUCGAGGGCGUUUGGCAUUUUACAUAUCAGAAUCGAUUCCGCUUUACGGGCGUGUGCAAUAAGCCAGAUGCUCGCAUCCAAUCUUGUCAGACGGCUGGAACACAGUUUCUUAUACAGAAUCAAAAGUUCAACAUCACUUAUCAAAAGUGCGAGGGCAUGGAGGGCACCUUCAGCGGCACCGUUGAGUUUAGCUGCUUGGGCGAUUGGUUUGUGGGAAAAAAUCAUUAUUUUGCUGUUGCCAAUACAAAGGAAUCGCGUAAGGAUGAAAAAUACCGUUGCUUCCUCAAGAACCGUGAUGAUGAUCUCUAUGUGGGUGUCUCCAUCACGGCCGAGUGCAACACACUGAAAACGCCCGAAAACUCGCCAGAGCGUCUUAAGCUUACCCCAGUUAAGGCUGAAUUUGUAGAGCCCGGCUGUACGCUUCCCCAGAAUUUCUCUGGCGAAUGGGUGAACACGGCCAACAUUGAUGCCGAUGUGUCUAUCAGUGAGACGCACAUAAAUGAGACAUAUUAUCCGGAUAGAGCACGAUACCGUAAGACAAUUUACGUGUGCCGCGAGCGUCGGGGCAAUCGUGUUAUGAUGGCGCGUCUCACUGUCGAUGGUUGCCAAAAGGAUUACGUUUGCUUUGACUUUAUGCCCAGACAUCACAAUAUUAUACGCUAUCGCAAGGGCUUAGCUGUCAUCAAGGAUGAUUUCAGCACAGUCUGCUCUUGGGUACAAUUUCCCAAUUCAGAGGCUUGGAAAUACGAUUUGUUCUUGGCGAAAAACCCGGUUCCUGUCCGAUGUCCAGUCGCUGGCAAGUUCAAUUUCACACAAAGAGGCGAGCAUCCCUUUAGAACAAGAAUUUUGGGUGGCGUUACUUUGAGUCCACGUCCCGAUAUCCACUGCAAGCAAAACAUAUCUGAUUUAUCAGUUUGCGAUACAGACCAAAAGGAAUUGGCUGUCGAUGAGAACUAUUGCUUGUCCGUGGAUCAUUUGGGCCGACCCGUUGAUAUCUACAGUGAUCCAGAUUACCGCAUGAAAUGCAUUGGCUUUUGGAAGGAAAAUCUGAAAUCCUAUUUAAUUACCUACGAUGAUUUGGAUCCGCUAUCCAAGUACCGUUGUUGGGUCUAUCAACGUGCCGAUCUAAACCGUGUCCUCAUGUCCCAAGCCGUGGGCGCCUUCUGCAAGCUUAACCAAGACGUGACCUCAUGGAAUCAUUCCGAAGGCGCUGCAGUCGCCAUUGAUGCCGUUGAGUACGAACGUGAGCGCGACGACUGUCCAAUGUAUUUCGACGAUGGCUUAAAUCCUUGGAGACCUUCGGAUGCUUCGAAUAUUGUGUUUGAUUGGGACUUUUACAAGGCCGGCGCAAACCGUUUGGCUUCCCUUAUUAGUGCGCCGGUCGUUUGUGCCAUCAGCGCAGUUUAUAUACUAGCCAGGUAUUUAGUCGCUUAAGAAGUUUAGAAUAAUUUGUUCAGUACCAUCCAUCAUAUCCGAGCCGAAAAGUGCCCUUUUAGAAAUAUCUAAUAAUGUGCCUCAAAAAUUCAAUGAAAUUAACGGAAUUUUUUUCAACAUAUCUAUGGUUAGUUUAUAAGUACACACAUAAUGGAGCUCUUACAACUCAUUACUAUGCAGAUUUACAAAUCUCUGCAUCACUUUUGCAUUCCGUCCACAAAAGAAUCUCAAAUGUUUUUGUACAAACGACUACAGCUAAAUAAAUAUUACAGUA